AUGCCCCUUUCAACCCGCCGGUUUGCGGGAUUGCCCCCUCAAUACCCCUCCCAUCCCCCCCAACCCCACCGCCCUUCCUCCCUUCCUCCCCGCGCUCCCUCCCCCUUCCCUCUUCCUCUCGCUCCAUUCCCCCCUGGUGUGUCUCACCAUCGCCAGGCACUAGGGACAGGUGGUGAAGAGAGGGAAAAGUGGCUGGUUAUACCUGGUAAGAGAGGGCCAGUGGCAGGGAAGGAAGUAGGGGCACGUGGUGGCUGGGGCACGUGGUGGCAGGGGAACAUGGUGGCAGGGGCACGUGGUGGCAGGGGCACGUGGUGGCAGGGGCACGAGGUGGCAGGGGCACAUGGUGGCAGGGGCACGUGGUGGCAGGGGCACGUGGUGGCAGGGACACGUGGUGGCAGGGGCACGUGGUGGCAGGGGCACGUGGUGGCAGGGGCACGUGAUGGCAGGGGCACGUGGUGGCAGGGGCACGUGGUGGCAGGGGCACAUGGUGGCAGGGGCACGUGGUGGCAGGGGCACGUGGUGGCAGGGGCACGUGGUGGCAGGGGCACGUGGUGGCAGGGGCACGUGGUGGCAGGGGCACGUGGUGGCAAGCACGCAGGCAUUGAAUUGACGAGGCACAGCUCAUGGGUGACCUCCAUGUUGCCCCUGCCCACCUGCGGGGGCGUGGCCAGGUGGAUGGUGGGGGACAGACGGACGGGGAGGCAGAUGGAUGGCAUGGGCGGAGGCAGAUCGGAGGAAGGGGCAGGCACGGUGUGA
This is a messenger RNA of Closterium sp. NIES-65, 756 nucleotides long. The record is from the annotation of a GenBank genome assembly. Lineage: Eukaryota; Viridiplantae; Streptophyta; Zygnematophyceae; Desmidiales; Closteriaceae.